Messenger RNA from Cheilinus undulatus (humphead wrasse), 1537 nucleotides. RefSeq lists its product as uncharacterized. NCBI's taxonomy places the organism in Eukaryota, Metazoa, Chordata, Actinopteri, Labriformes, Labridae. The record is from RefSeq and is a predicted model, not a curated record. The transcript is spliced from 10 exons. The coding region runs from base 18 to 1460 and encodes 480 amino acids.
UCUGCAGACAGGUGAACAUGGCGGCUCAGGUGUCCGCGGUGCUCGUGCUGCUGCUCGGACUCUCCUGUUCUGGAUCCAGUUCGGACUCUGACCGCGGGAGGAUGGAGCUGCGGCGCGUGCGGAGCCUGGCAGCUCAGCCCAGGUACGGAGAAUGUUGGGCGCGUGCUCUGGACCACCUGGACACUCGGUGUAGGGAUUUGACGUCAGAGAGCCAGAGCCGGAUCGCGCUGAGCUUCACGCUGUGUCACCUGAGCAGCUCAGGCAGAGAUAUCCCAUCAUGCCCUGAGGGGUCAGAGGUCAGCAGUUGUACAGGUGUGAUGGACUCUGUGGCCUUUAACACCUACACCGAGUUCUUCACACACACCCACGCCAUGUGUCACUUCCUGCAGUCUGAAGCCUGGCAGAGCCGAGCCGAGAGCACCAUGUACAGGUUAACCGAGAGUUCAGCAGGGGUCGCAGAGCAGCUACAGUCCACCAGGCAGAUGGCCGAAGAACUUAUUGAUGCCCAGAGUGCUGCCUUACAGGCUCAGCAGGAGAUCCUGAGCAAUGGAGAGGAGCUAAGAGUCACUCUGAAAGACUCCACCCAGGGUCUGCGUGCAGUCUUCACUGAGCUUAGCAGUGUCUCCAGGGAGCAGCAGGUGGCGCUGUCUGAGCUCUUUAACAGGGUUUCCUUCCUGCAGAGUUUCCUGAUGAUGGAGGCUCACAGUCUGAGCUCCUGCUGCUACAACGCCGCCGCCCUCUGCACCUCCUUCCUCCUCACCGCCACCCAGCGCUCCUCCAAAGCCAGGUUGGCUCUGUUGAGUCUGGUGUGUUUAAAUUUCUACCUGGAGAGGAAGAUCUACCAGUUUGUGAUCAGUUCUGAUCAUUCAGAGCACAGUCACAUGGAGCUGGUCAGUGUGUAUGUCGGCGUGUUGCGGAGGGUCAUGGUGUGUAUCGGAGUGUGUGUCCUGCUGUCUGUGUGCGUUCGCUACAGAGACCCGGUGCAGCAGAGUCUGCAGGUGCUGCAGCAGCUCAGAGAGACUCAGAGGAGCCUGCAGGAGGCGCUGCAGCAUGCAGAAAGUUUGGGGGAACAACAGAAGAAGAAUCAGUCUGAUGUGAAGAGGAGGUCAGAGAGCAGAAGAAAAGAGGAGACGCCGAGGAGGAGGAAGGAGAUUAAAGAAGAAGAAGAGGAGGAUGAGGAAGAGAGCACGCUGGUGUCUCCAACCAUAGACGGCUCAGACUUAUCUCAUCUGUCUCUCACCGGUUGGAGCAACGACAGUCUCCUAAGCAGCACAGUGAACCAAUCAGUGAACAGCUUAGUCGCUGACAUCACUCUGCAGCCAAGCUUUACCCAGCAUGCCUCAGUGAGUCGUAGCAGGCGUUCUCGUGGCUCCUCCCACUCUCCCCUGGUGUACAGCGUGCUGGUCGAGGACGGACAGCCUCGUUACAGCCUGAGGAGCAGACGAUCAGAGACGCACUGAUCUUCACAGCAACUUCAUGUAGGACGCUUUUAUUUUUUUACACUAAUUUAUCAAUAAAACAGAUUUUUAUAUUUAAA